Populus trichocarpa (black cottonwood) is the source of this 596-nucleotide messenger RNA. RefSeq lists its product as uncharacterized. The record is from RefSeq and is a predicted model, not a curated record. Lineage: Eukaryota; Viridiplantae; Streptophyta; Magnoliopsida; Malpighiales; Salicaceae. Bases 197 to 409 code for a protein of 70 amino acids. The transcript has a single exon.
AUUUGAUGAGGUAAGAACAUGUGAAUCUGAAUAGCUUGAUUCUCUAACCUUCGCUUUUCCUAGUCAUCAAUACAGCUCGUGCCUUCUCCUCAAAGCAAUACCUCGCCUUUAUAAUACCAUUUUCACCAUGAUUAUUGCCAUCGUCUCACAGAGUGCGAAUUGAGAGACUCGCACGGCAAGGAAAGCAAGGGAGAAGAUGUCGGAUUGGGGGCCGGUAUUUGUGGCGGUGGUGCUAUUUAUACUCUUAACACCAGGUUUGCUGAUUCAGAUGCCGGGUCAUCACCGAUUCAUAGAAUUUGGCAACUUCAAGACUAGCGGAGUUUCCAUACUGGUUCACUCCAUCCUCUACUUCGCUCUCAUUUGCAUCUUCUUGCUUGCUGUUGGUGUCCACAUGUAUGUUGGUUCAUAGCCCUCGAUUGCGGAUCUGCUUUUGACACAGAGAUGUGACGCCUAUAACAUGUUGUAAUAAAUCUGCUCUUUUUUUUUGGGUUUUUGUUUUAAGUAGAUGUUCUUUUAACUUGAUUCGUGUGGCAAAUAUUUGUACUUAAUCCAUUGAAAAGAUGUAAUGGAGUUCUAUGUGUGCUUUGUGAUUGCAA